This is a messenger RNA of Drosophila takahashii, 612 nucleotides long. NCBI's taxonomy places the organism in Eukaryota, Metazoa, Arthropoda, Insecta, Diptera, Drosophilidae. The record is from RefSeq and is a predicted model, not a curated record.
CUAUUUAAAACUUGGCAACUCCUGAUCCUUUCGGCACAUAUACAAAACUCCUUGGAAAUUAAAUACAAAUUUAUUUUGGAGGAUGAGCGCAUUUUAAGUAAAUGCAAGGACAAACCACCGGAAACACUCGAUGCUAAUGGUUUAUUUAACUUUACGGAUGCUGCCUUCGACAUGAGUGAAACUGGAGUGACAUUUUCGGGAAACAUUACGGUUAUGUGGGAUAUCCAGCCAACUGACCGAGUUGAGGUUACUGUAAACGUUUUGUACUACGAUCGAGGUAGUUGGCAAGCAACCACGCUUAACAUGAUUGUUAAAGACUUUUGCAAAGUCAUGUUUGACAAAAAUCAGUUGUGGUACGAAAGUUUCACUAAGCAUAUAACAAACAGUGCAGAUGUGAAGGAAACCUGCUUCAGAGUGAAAGGGUCACAAAUUAUAUUUGAAACCUAUACAGUGGAUUUUGUAUUUAGUUGUGGAUUUCCUUUAAAGAACGGUCGCUAUGCGAUUAUUUUUAUGUAUAAAGCAUACGAUGAAAAUGAGGUGAAACGUCCAAUCGAAGGCUGUUAUGAAAUCAAAGGGGAGUUUAUUAAAAUUAAUAACUGAAUUAUAAAUAUA